Molecule: messenger RNA, 1152 nt
Organism: Oncorhynchus tshawytscha (Chinook salmon)
Lineage: Eukaryota; Metazoa; Chordata; Actinopteri; Salmoniformes; Salmonidae
Product: protein lin-28 homolog A-like
Exons: 4
Coding region: 1-828 (275 amino acids)
Molecular function (GO): nucleic acid binding; zinc ion binding
Source: RefSeq, a predicted model, not a curated record
AUGUCUGGAGGGGUGGGCAAAGGUCGCGAUGGAGGAGAGGAGCCAGGAUCCUUGCAGGGUGGGCAGCAACAGUCCAUGCACGGCGCAGGCCACUGCAAGUGGUUCAAUGUGCGGAUGGGCUUCGGGUUUAUAUCCAUGACUAGCCGUGGGGGAACUCCCGUAGAUCCUCCUAUGGAUGUAUUUGUUCACCAAAGCAAACUACACAUGGAGGGCUUUCGCAGACUGCAGGAGGGAGAGCCACUAGAGUUUACCUUCCAGUGGUCCCCCAGGGGCCUGGAGUCUGUACAAGUCACAGGCCCCGGGGGAGGCCCCUGCUCGGGCAGUGAGAGGAGACAGAAACCCAAACCCCCGGCCCCACCGCAGAGAUGGAAGCCAAAGGGAGACCGAUGUUAUAACUGUGGAGGACUAGACCACCAUGCCAAAGAGUGUGGCCUGCCGCCCCAGCCAAAGAAGUGCCACUACUGCCAGAGCGCGACGCACAUGGUGGCCCACUGUCCUCACCGGCCCCCCGGCCCCUUGUCUCCCGGCCCUGCCACAGCCACUCAGGGAAGACGCACUACUGUGGACCAGUACCCCUCUACCUUCACCACCACCUCCUACAGCCCCAGUCCCAGGCAGGGAAACAGGCACUCCCAGCCCUCUCAGGACAGUUCCUCCCCCCUCAGCAAGUCCUCCAGCAAGUCCUCCAGCAAGUCCUCCAGCAAGUCCUCCAGCAAGUCCUCCAGCAAGUCCUCCAGCAAGUCCUCCAGCAAGUCCUCCAGCUCUCCGGAAGACCCGGCACAGAUCCAGAGGAGAUCUGGAGGACACCACAGGUUGAAACAAUCCUGAUCCACAUCCACCAUGGACGGAUGCCACCUGUUAGUAUUACCUCUGGUCCAAUAAAACCACCUUCCUUCAGUCUGAUCAGUCUGCUCCUCACACAGACACAUCCUGAGCGUCCUCCUGAGCAACUUCCUGAGCAACCUCAAGCAGAUCCACAUUUCUAACCAAAUGGACAGUAAAGUAUCUAUUUUACUUCCACAAUCCCUCCCAGACUCUCCCUCUACCAAACGCUGUACAUCUUAGCUACCUCCUGGACCAACUCAAUCCAUCUCCACAUAGAUAGACCUAUAAUCUUAGUUCACCACCUGGGCCAAUUCAAUCCAUCUCCAC